This is a messenger RNA of Branchiostoma floridae (Florida lancelet), 7007 nucleotides long. Its product is annotated as leucine-rich repeat serine/threonine-protein kinase 1-like. NCBI's taxonomy places the organism in Eukaryota, Metazoa, Chordata, Leptocardii, Amphioxiformes, Branchiostomatidae. The record is from RefSeq and is a predicted model, not a curated record. Gene Ontology annotation, biological process: protein phosphorylation. Gene Ontology annotation, molecular function: protein binding; ATP binding; protein kinase activity.
AGAAGGUACCAUUAUGUAGCUUUUUAGGAUUGAUUUAUUCAAACCGAGUUUAUAAAGGUCUAAUUAUCGUAAAAGAACAGUAUUAAGAUCGUAGCAUCCUAUUACUAACACAAAUAACAUAUUUGUUGUAUCCUCCACAUGUAUAUAGACGGUUGAAUAAGAUAGCGACCCCCCCUUGCUGAAUAAUAUGGUAUCCACCGUCAGAGGCUGAAGCGAAAGCGUGUGUCGUGCCGCGCCGGAUUUGAAACGUAACGUAAUUAAUAGAUAGUUCAUUGACUCCUUGAUUAACUACAUUUGGCGUAAUGCACUCAAGUUCAGUAUGCCUAAGUUAGUAACAAAAGUAAGUUCACGGCAAAGGAAAUUAGGCAACUGGGCUUCUCGUCGCCACAGUUUCUCGACGCAUCGUUUUUGAAAACAAGAACUCCCGCCUGCCUGUGUUCGGCAGGCCAGGCACUGGUCACCACUGUACCGGGAAAUAUGAAGGCACGAAAAUCCCAAUGCGGAACUGAGCCUGUUCCUGUUCUCCUAAGUUCAGAGGAUCUGUGAUGCUAAAACAAGAUGAAGGUAACGUUACAACCACAAAUGGCAAGUAGAGAGUGCGGCAGCUAAACCAUGGGUGAUUUAUUUGUCGACGAAAAUUUCUUCUCUGUGGCUUCUGGUGGUCAUGAGUCGGCCAUUGUGCAGCUUGUCACCCACCUGAAUGAAGUGCAACAAUCUUUGAACAGUCUCUUCAACGAGCUUACCAAGGAUGAAGCAGAAACUCUCAUUGACCUCCUCAGCUGUGCAGAGAACAGUCCGGAGUACAGGAUUCCAGAGGAAGAGUUUGAUGGGGCCGGUCGUGGGGACAUCGCCACUAUCUUCACUAAAUACUACUGCCAGAACAUCCAGGCUGUGGGAGACUUUCUGCAGCAGAUCUGCCGAGAAGAUUUGCUGAACAGGCUCCCCAUGAUGCAAUCCUUUUGUCCAGCUGACAGUGGUUUUUGUAAAGGUACUCUGAAGAUCCAGGACGUUCCUCUCGCUAGUUUUCCGGAGAGACAAUCCACCAUCACCUCAUUCCUGGGACAUGUAUUUUCUGAUGGACACAGUUUUGCUCAGGCCUUCCUGUACAAAGUUCACCCAGGAGAGCCCAUGGAACUGGACUAUCUCAUUGAGAGUUCUGCUGUCCAACUACCCUCUGAUGCAGACCAGCUGAAAUAUCUGGUGAAAAAGCAUCUCACAAAAUUUCAGCUGCAAGUGUCUUACAUCAGUAUUGAACAUAUAGGUGUGGACAUCAGCAGUGUAAUGGGAGAAGUUAAAUUGAUCUACAAUGAGAUGAAGUCUGCUAUUCUUGAAGGGAGCCCAGAGAAGUUGAAGUCUGCUAUACAGAAACAUGGCUAUGGUGCAAUCAGACUUAUUUUGGGCAAAGAUCUAGUGGAGCAAAGCUCAGGGUCCCUGCUUCACAUUGCCAGUAGAGAAGGGCAUGUGAAGUGUGUGACUGAACUUCUGGAGAUUGGAGCCAGUGUUAAUACCUUGGAACAGGAGGGCACUCCUUUGUCCCUAGCCUGCCAGUUUGGCCGUACUGAUGUGGCUGAACUGUUGCUGCAGCAUGAUGCAGACCCAGGGACACCUGUACCAGGGCAGGGUACUGCACUGGAGAUCGCCUCUCGCCAUGGCCACAUGUCAGUUAUUGACAUUGUGCUAGAAUUCUAUCCAGAUCUCGUGAGUUCCCCGUCUGCACUAACAGCCCAACUAUAUGCAGCCUGUUGUGGGGGACACUUGCCUGUUGUGCAGUUCUGGCUUGCUAAUGGAGCUACACUCACAUCUACUGAUGGCCCAACACAUCUGUAUGGUGCAUGUUCAGGUGGCCAUGUUGAAGUUGCCAAGUUCCUUCUGGACUGUGGUGCUUGUGUGACUCAGCAUGAUGUUGAGUCCUUCCCAGAAGUGUUGGGUCUGACCAUGCAGAGGUACAUCUCAUCAAAGGACAACAGGGCUACAAGCUCACCUGGGGAGAACCCACCUCAGCAGCUUGUUGCAAAGUGGAGACAGCGUCAUCUGUAUGCCAUCCAUGAGGUAUGGCUCCAAAACCAUACAGACACCUUGGUGGAGAUUGAUCUCUCCCACAAUGCACUGUGCAGAAUUCCGGCCAUCCUACCAUGGGGAAUGAACAAGUUGGAGAGGCUAGACUUAUCCCAUAAUGCACUUGAAGCUCUACCCUUUCCAGAGGGUAGAGAGAAGUCAGGGGACGUUCUCUGCCUAAGACUGGAGGACAUGAAUGUCUCACACAACAGACUUCAGUGGGUCCCUCCCCAACUGUUUCACAUCCCCAGCCUGGAGAAACUCAACCUCUCCAACAACAAACUCCAAUCUCUGGAGUACACACUGGAGGAUGAGCUCUCUGAUCUCUCCAAUAGGGAGACUGCAGGCAGUGGUGCCAGGUGGAGAUGUGAGAAGCUGAAGAUCCUGGACGUAUCACACAAUCAGCUGUCAGAACUGCCAGACGUCAUCAAAAACACCAAAGACUUGAGAAGGCUGAUCCUCAACCACAACAAGGUCAAGAUGCUGCCCAAUCCCUGGGGAUGUCCUUUGGAGAUCCUUGAUGCCGCCCACAACCUCUUGCGGACCCUACCUGCCAGCCUGGAGUUUUUCUGGUCCGACACAUUAAAGUACCUGAUCCUAAGUUAUAACAAGCUGGAUGAGAUACGUUGGGAAGUAUGCAGGCUGAAGGCCCUGACGGAGUUGAAUGUCAGCUACAACAGACUGGAGAAGUUUCCCAAGCCGGAGCACUGGAAAUGUCCCAACUUGACCUCUCUGGACAUCAGUCACAACAAACUGACCAAUGGAUCAUUACCUGAGUCCCCUAGCACACCAGGUCCUGAGGAAAAGAAGAAGAAGUGGAAGCUCUUUGGAAAGAAAAAAUCAGCAUCAGAGCCUGAAAGACCCAAGUCUUCUAUGUUCUACAAUGAGGAUGACCACUAUUCCAAGGAGAUUGAAUUUCCAGAUAUUUUUAUUCCCAGGUUACAAACCCUACUGAUGAAUGACAACAACCUCCAGUCAGUACCCAACAGCAUCUGCAAGUUGGCACGGCUUGAACUGUUGGACCUCAGCAAUAACCCAGACUUGCAUGAGCUUCCCCUCGCUCUGGGGAACCUGCGUCAGUGCUGGCAGCUAGGGAUAGACGGCCUCUCCCUCCAUCACAUUCCCAACCAUGUCAAACCUGUUGGCAACAGCAAGUCUAGUCCUAAAGUCCGUGACCUGCUGGCAUUCCUGAGGGCACAGCUUAGAAUGUCAGAACCAUGCAACAAGGUCAAGCUCAUGCUGGUUGGAAAAGAGGGCACAGGAAAAACCACCUUGCUGGAUAUGUUGAUGGGAAACCCAGCACGGCAGAACAUGCCCACCAACGGAGUAUGGGUUAGUCAGUGGUGCUGCAACCCUCCAAGGAGAAGGUCCUCUGGACUAUUCAACAGCUUGCCUCGAGAUGCCAAGCUGCAAGCUCCAGACAUCAUGUUUAACACAUGGGACAUGGGAGGACAGGAGGUGUACUACCCCACCCACCAGUGUUUCCUGUCCCAGAACACACUGUACCUAGUCACCUACAAUCUUACUCUGAGAGAGAAGGGCAUCAGCAACCUCAAGCCUUGGCUGCUCAACAUUCAGGCCCGAGCACCAAACUCCUGUGUCAUCAUUGUUGGCACAUUUUUGGACUUUCUUCCAAAGCACGAGAGGGCUGGACAGGUAGCUGCCAUGAGAGAGAUGAUUCGUCUGAAAUACCUUGAACCUGUCAAGGGUUUCCCUGAUAUCAGGGCUAUACAGGAGGUGUCGUGCUGUACUGGAGAGGGUCUGGAGGAGUUGAGGCAGGCAGUGUAUGACGUUGCAUGUAACAUGAAGGACAGAGACACAGGAGAGAAGCUGGUGGGCAGAAAGGUUCCAAGGAGCUACCUUGAGCUGAUGAAUGCAGUAGAGGAGGAGGCCCAGUUCAGACUAAAGACUGACAGACUUCCUGUGCUGAAUGAGGAAGAAACAGAGUUCUCUGCCCUUGUGCAGAACUUGCCUGAUAAUGAUAUCACCACCAAGGAGGACAGGGAACUGGCUGUGAGGUUUCUACAUGAGAUUGGCUCCCUGGUCCACUUCAGCGACCACCUGCGGGGGCUGGACUCGCUCUACUUCCUGGACCCGUCCUGGCUUUGCGACAUGUUGGCCAAGGUCCUCACUGUGGAGGAAAUCAACCGCUUCGUUCGGAACGGUCGCCUCCACAAAAACGAUGUGCCCUUCCUGUUCAAAGACUCGCGGUUCCCUGAGCAGUUCAUCCCCAAGUACCUUCAGCUGCUGGAGAGGUUUGAGAUUGCCAUGGCUGUGGAUGAUCAGGAGCUACUUGUCCCGUCCCAACUGCCCCAGGGAGCCCCAGCUGCUACUGAGUAUGUGUCGCGUAAGCUGCUGCGGAGGUACUACCGCAUGGCGUACGUCCCCAGCGGCUUCUGGAGCAGACUCAUCUCCAGGCUCAUCAUCGGGCUGGAGCGGAUCAACAGGCAGGAAAGGAAAAGUCAACUCCAACAAAAACUUGCAUCAUGGAAGGAGUCGAGGGUGAUCAAGCGCCACCCCAGUAAGAGCUUCAAACUACAGCUGCAGAGGAGCUACUACUGGAGGGAGGCUAUGGAGGUGGUGUACCAGGGAGGGGAGGUCAGAGUUCAGUCCCUGGCUAGUAGUGCUGGCGUGGACCCAUCAGGGAUGGAUGGGGUGGAGAUCAUUGUCAAGUCCGAGACAAAUGACUUCUCAGUCAUGGGUUUUGUCGCUGACCAGAUCGACAUCCUGAUCAUGGAGUGGUUUCCUGGUUUGAAGCAGCAGGUUGACGACGAGGGCCGGCCUCUGGUCCAGUGUGUCAUCCCCUGUCCGGAAUGUUUCAGGAGACAUCCUCACAGAAACUCUGCUGUGAUGGACCCUAAUCAACCCCACGAGUUCACGUUAGAAGAAUGCGGUUUGGUGGCUUUGCAAGAAGACACAGUGGAGUGUUCCAAACACCCUGACACCCCCGUAGAGCUGGCAGAGCUGGUGCCAGAUCUCCUCCUGGUUGACUUGCCAGAGAAGCUGGUCAUGCAGCAGGAAGACUUGAAGGUGGAAUUUACAAAGGAACACCUUCUGGGUGUAGGAGGCGUGGGAGGUGUUUACAGGGCGCUGUACAGGGGGCAGGAAGUGGCUAUCAAAUGUUUCCACUCAGAAGAGAAAAUCAGAAGAGCUGCAGCUUCAGGAAGCAGUAGGGACAGUAGGGGAAGUGACAACACAGAAAGUCCCAUCAGUUCUGCCAGCAGUGCACCUAGUUUUGAUGGACAACUCCUGCGGACCCUUCAAGGCACCCAAGCAAUCAAGGCCUUCUCUGAGCUGCGGCGUGAGGUGAUCGUUCUACGAAAGCUGCACCAUCCCUGCGUAGUAUCACUCCUCGGGGUGUCCAGGCGGCCGCUCUGUCUUGCUAUUGAGCUGGCCCCCAUGGGCAGUCUGCAGUCUGUCUUGAAUGCCAAACAGGAGGAAAGAGGUAACUGGACUGUGGAGAAGAAUCAUGGAGCUCCGUUUGGCCUACUGCUGGGGAGAGAUAUCACAUACAAGAUUGCCCUGCAGGUGGCAUCAGCCCUAAAGUACAUCCAUGACAGGGAGAUUGUCUACUGUGACCUGAAGUCUGACAAUGUGCUUGUGUGGAGCCUAGACCCAAGCGUACCCAUCAAUGUCAAGAUCUCAGACUAUGGAAUAUCCCAGUUCAGCUCACCACAGGGCGUGCUCAGCACUGACGGGACACCUGGAUUUCAGGCGCCUGAAGUCCGACCUGGCAUGGUGUAUGACUUUAAGGUUGAUAUUUUCUCCUAUGCAAUGCUCCUGUAUGAGUUGUCUACUGGACUGCGCCCCCUGGCUCAGUACAGCAGUGGCCUGGAGAUCGCCCAGUCUCUCAGGGAGGGAGUCCGUCCCUCUCUCUCAGACCACAACAUCAGCAUCAAUUUCCCCUGUCUGGAGAUGCUCAUGAGGAAGUGCUGGGUAGCUGACCCUCAGCGCAGGCCCACAAUAAAGGACAUCAUUGAUCAGCUGAAGGACGUGACCUUCUUCUGUCAGCAGAGAGUGAUAGAACUGAACAGCCAGCUGGUCAGCAGCAUGCUGUACAUACAGACACAGGAUAGCAGAGACACUGUGGGAGUGUGGGGAGGGGAGGGGAGCAGGAGAACCUACAGUGUUGUAGAUGUGGAGCAGGAGGUUUUCAGUAUAGACCAAAAGGAACUUCCUGGAGAAAAUGUCUACUGCAUGGCUGGAGUUGGUGGCAACAUCUGGGCAGGCACUGGGGCAGGUGAGAUAGAGGUGUACGGACACAGGAGGCCAGUGGGACUACAGGACCACCUGUGGACCAUCAGGUGUUCACCUGGUCACCAGGUGCUCUCACUCCUGACUCACCAGGUGAAGGAAGUAGAGAACCUGUCAUCAGUAAAGCAGAGAAAGAAGAGGAGAUAUCAGCAAGUGUAUGUAGGGCUGGAUAAUGGUACCCUGAGGCUGUACAGAAGAGCCAUCCCCAACAGUGGUGAUUUGGACCAUGGAGAUGACAACAUUAACAGAACAGAGUCAAUGACUGUUGCUCAGGAGGAAUCUGAAUGGGAAGAAGUUAAGGAGAUUGUUCUUGGUGACAACCCAGAGGAGAGAGUGACAUGUAUGGCACUGGUGAACAAUGAUAAGGAGUUGUGGGUGGGAUGUGGUGGAACUAUUGUCAUCAUUGGCACAGCAACUAAGCUCAAGGAGCACAGUGUGGAGCUGUUCCAUGAUUCCCUAAUUCAGCUGAGGUGUCACGAGAACAGGGUUUGGUGUUUUGAACGUGGAUCUGCCAAAGUCAUUGAGCUGGACCCCAGCAGCCACCAACAGGUCAGGGAGCUCUCGUGUGAAGGAGACCAGAUCACAGUAGGGUCCAUUCUUGUGGUGAAGGACACGCUAUGGAUAGGAACUAGCACUGGUGAUGUCCAGGUAUUCAACAUCAGCCCUGAUUCCCCCCACUAUGACAUUGGACAACUCCU